Messenger RNA from Lucilia cuprina (Australian sheep blowfly), 3502 nucleotides. RefSeq names its product neurotactin (gene Nrt). NCBI's taxonomy places the organism in Eukaryota, Metazoa, Arthropoda, Insecta, Diptera, Calliphoridae. The transcript has 4 exons. The record is from RefSeq and is a predicted model, not a curated record. Bases 638 to 3175 code for a protein of 845 amino acids.
ACCACAUUCGUUGCAAAGUCGUGGCCGGCAAAAGUGUUGUAUAUCGGGAUUUGAAACAAUUAUUGUUACUCUAUUAAUGUUAAAUUAACAAAUAAAAAAAAACAUAUAAAAUUUUGUUUGAAAAUUAAACAAAAAAAACAAAGAAAAUAAAAAACAAGUUGUUUAAGAUUGAGAAAAAAUAGAAAUAAAAAAAUAUAUAUUAAUAAAAACAAAAUAAAAGUUAUAAAAAGAAAACAUGAAUUCAAGUGUUUAAGAGUAUUGGUAUAAAGUUAAAAUUAAAAUACCGUUAAUUCAACAAAAUACAUAAGAAAACUAAACCUUUGGGAUACGAACAACUACAACUGAAUUUUUUUCCAGAAAAAGGAGUGUCACAAUAUUGUUGUUAUCUCUGACAAGGAAUGUAGAGUAACCCAGCAAACAUAAGAGGGUGAGAGUAAGAGGAAUCCAGUAUUUGUAUAUUUAAAAAAAUAUCUGUUGGGUUAGAAUCAACUUGGAUGUGAGAAGUUAUUUUGUAUGAAGUCUUGAGUAUUUAACUGAACUCUACUAAAUAGAAACGCAGUCUAAAAACCCCAAAAAAGAAAGUGAAAUUUUAUAUAAAAAGAAAUUUAAGCAAAGUCCAACACAACUAAUAAUUAAAAUGGGAGAACAAGAAGAGAAAGAAACUCCUCAGACUGAGAGCACUCCACAGCAGGAGGUGGUUGAGGAACCCAAGGAAACCGACAAAAUGCUAGAAAAGAAAGACGAUGAAACUAAACAAAGUGCCGAGAAAUUGGCGGAAGAUAAAAAGAAAUCUGCUUCAAAACCCACUACACCAACGACCGAAAAGAAAGAUAAAGACUCAAAAGAGUCGGAUGAAAAGAAAGCUAAUGGUGGCGGAGAGGAAAUAAUAGAUAUACCAGAAGGUGGUGCUAAAACCGAAGCGGCAGAUGGUAGCGAUGAACGAAAGUUAUCGGCCGAAGAAAGAGAAGUCAAGCCCAAGAAAAUACCCAUUGGUGGUUUAAAGUUGCCUGGUUUCUUUAUGAAAAAUAAACCAAAGUCCGAUGGUGAUGGUGCCGAAGGUGAAUUGUUGGAAAAAGAAAAUAAAGAAGAAACGGAAGAGGGUGAGAGUAAACCCACGAAGAAGGAAGAGAAACCCGCCAAAAAUUUUGGUGAACGUUUGCGCAACUUUUUCGUACGCAAACCAGCCGAAAAACAAGCUAAACAGCAGGCUGCCAAUGCUGAAGCUGAUAAUAAAAGUGAAGCUACCGCAGAAGCAGCAGAAACUACGGCUGAGCAGCAAAAUUCAGAUGGUCCCCCCAAAAAGAGAGGUCUCUUAAAUGCCAUCAAACUGCCCAUAGCAAAUAUGGUGCCCAAAAAGAAAUCCGAUGAUGAUGUAGAACUAGGUAUGGGUAAAGCCGGCCUCGCCUCCAUGGAGACUUUGGAUGAUUCCCUUAAAGAUCAAGACUGUGUCGAUAAGGCAUCGACAAAGAAUAAUGGCGUGGAAGAGAUUGCAAAACUUAAGAAAUCUCCCAGUGGAGAGAUUAAACAGGCAAACGAUGAAAAAUCUCCCGAUGAAAUUGACGAACCACCAGUAUCAUUUUGUCAACGUUUACGUUCAUAUAAAUGCUCUGUGGAUGAUGCUCUAAUAGCUUUAGGCAUUUUACUAUUUGUCUUACUUAUAGCUGUUAUUGGUUAUGUGCUCUCGCAUGAGACACUUACCUCACCGCCCAUAAGAGAGGGUCGUUAUAUGGAUGCUGUUACCGGCUGUGGCAUGGUUGAAGGUUUGAAAGAAGAUGGUGCUUUCGCUUUUCGUGGUAUUCCUUAUGCUUUACCACCCGUGGGUGAUAGACGUUGGCGACCGGCUCAAAUAAUUGAAGGUAUCGAUGAUUGCUGGAAUGGCACUUUGAAAGCUCACAACUCCAGUGAACUGUGUACCCAGAGACUGGGCAAUGGCACGGUUGUGGGAGAUGAAGAUUGUCUGUAUUUGGAUGUAGUCACACCACAUGUACGCUACGAUAAUCCCUUACCGGUUAUAGUAAUGAUAGGAGCUGAGAGUCUAACUGGUCCUUCACCCGGAGUUCUUAGACCUUCGGCCCGUUACUCACGUUCCCAUGAUGUUAUAUUUGUAAGACCCAAUUUCCGUUUGGGAGCAUUUGGCUUUUUAGCCUUAGAAGCUUUAACCAAGGAUACUUAUCCUCAUACAUCCGGAAAUUAUGCUUUAAGUGAUAUUAUUGCAGCCCUCAAAUGGAUCAAAUUGAAUAUUGCUCAUUUUGGUGGCGAUCCCAAAUCAGUUACUUUAUUGGGUCACCGUGCUGGUGGUACUUUGGUAUCUGCCUUAGUUACAUCGAAAAAGGCCGAAGAUUUAUAUACACGAGCUUGGGUUUCCUCUGCCUCGGCCAUAUUGCCCGGCAAAGCUUUAACCGAAUCUGAGAAACGUAACCAGGAAAUUAUGCAAGCCAUUGAAUGCCAAGACGUGGACUGUCUACGCAGCACAACAGCCGAAAAAAUAUGGGAUGCUACCCCUGAUACUUGGUUACAUUUCCCUCUAGACGUUCCCACUUUAGAGGAAAACUCCACAGCUCACCACGAAUGGUUGGUAAUUGAUGGUGAUAUUUUACAAGAACAUCCUGCCGAAUCAUGGAAGAUUGAACAUACCGGUAAUCCCAAAUUGGUUAUGGGUACCACAGCUCAUGAAUCUCACACGGAUAAAUUACAUAAACGCACUAACUGGACGGCUGAAGAAGUACGCAAUUUCCUGGAAUCCUCUAAAAUUGGAGCUCUUAAUCUAACCGAUGAAGCCAUACAACGUUAUAAUGCUACAAACUAUCGUGCUCUCAUCUCAAUGAUCUCCGAUAUUCGCACCAUCUGUCCCCUACUAACAAAUGCCCGCCUUCAACCCUCAGUACCCUUCUAUGUGGUAACACAAGGUGAAGGAGAAGAACAAUUGGCAACUGUAGAUGCCGAUGUCCAGGCCAUAUUGGGCCGUUAUGAACCACACACUGUCGAACAAAGACGCUUUGUAUCGUCCAUGCAACAACUCUUCUACUACUAUGUCUCCCAUGGUACUAUGCCACAGUACGAGCCCAGAAGACGAGUACUUAAUAUCGGUCAAGAUCCUCUGCCACAAGAAGAUUAUCCCAAUUGUAAUUUCUGGAUUAGUAACGAUAUUGUACCACGUUAUGCUCGCGUCGAUUAAAUCCCUAAUAACUGAGACAUAACCCUAAAACUAAGCUCAGCUAUGACUGAUAAAGAUGAAGAUGCUUAUGAUGACUGAUUUAGUUUAACAUUAUAUUCUCGCCCUUACACUCACACUCAAAAUUAAACAAAAUUUAUUUUAGAGUGCGCAUCAUUCUGAAAAAAAAACAUUAUUUUGUGGGUGUGAACGAGGAAUAAAAUCCCUAUAAGCAGACGUUAACAGAAAUCUCCACAAUUUUCUCUUCUACUUCAUUCUAUAUACAUUUGUGAAUUAUAUAUUUUUUUAUUAUAAUUUCAUAUUUUAAUAUGAAUUGUAAGAAAAUAAUUU